AUGCGCUGCGAAAAAAAAAAUAUUGGAAAACUCAGCGACCGUUUCGGACUUUCGCAGACGACGGCGGACGACCGCCACACGGACGCGCUCUGGCAGUCGCUGAAGAGCGCGCUGGAGAAGAUCCUGCGGAAGGACUGCUACGGGCUGAGCUCCGAGGACCUCCAGCGCGCGGUGCGGGCCAUGGUCCUCGACAAGCAGGGGAGGAGGCUCUACGCCGGGCUGAGGAGGGUGGUCGCGAGGCACCUCGAGGAGGAGCAGUCCACCCAUUGGCCGGUCCUCACUCAAUCUGACAUCUCGAAGGCGUCAGAUCCCACCUUCGGCCGACUUCGGCCGACAACGGCCGACUUCGGCUGCUUGAGGAACGAUUUCCAGCGAAACGAGCCCACUCGCUUAAAUCCUGCCAUUCGCCGAACUGGGUCGUCGCUCGACCAGAUCUAUCGACUGAAGGUUGCUUAUGAAAAUUUGAGCAACGAUAAUCAAGUCCGCGAGGAUCUGCUGGAGUCGCCGCCGAGCGACCUCCUCCAGACGCUCGUCCUGGCCUGGACGGACCACAAGAUCUCCCUGACGAUCAUAAGCGACAUCCUGGGGUACCUGGACCGGGUCUACGUGCCGCAGAACGGGGUGGAGGACGUCUACGGCCUGGGCCUGGCCCUCUUCAGGGACCAUGUAAUUAAAUACGGGGAGAUCAAGGAGCAGCUGAAGGAAGCCCUGUCGGACAUGGUGACGAGGGAGCGAAAGGGCGAGACGGUCGACCGGUCGAUGAUCCGCGACAUCACGACCAUGCUCGCCAUGCUCGGUGGCGACAUCUACAAAAAAGUCUUCGAGGAGCCGUUUCUUCAGCAGGCGGUGGAGUUCUACCGAGUGAAGAGUCGGAAUUUCCUGGAAGGGGGGUCGUCUGUCCGCGAGGAGGGGAGUCGGACGAACGGAGAGAAGGAGGGAGCGUCGCACUACGCGAAAGACGCGGUCAUCCAGGAGGUGCAGGACGAAUCCAUUUGCGAUCACAUGGAGACCAUUGUGGAGCGGGAGAGCCCCGAGAUCGCCCGCAUGCUGCGGGACGGGAGCGCGGAGGAGCUCCGCUCGAGGUACGACCUCCACUCGAGCGUGCCGGAAGGGAGCAACAUCACGGCGAAGUGCGUCUCCGCGUACCUUCGUGAGCGGGGGAGGGCCCUCGCUGCGGAGGCGGAGGGGCCCGUCUCGCACGUCCAGAGCCUCCUGGACCUGAAGAAGCAGCUGGACGACCUCCUUUGCUCCUCCUUCCGCUACGACCGCUUCGUGGAGGAGGCGAUCGCCCGCGAGUUCCAGCGGCUCCUCGCCCUCGAUCCGCGCUCCGCCGAACGGCUCUCCCUCUUCAUCGAUCACGCGAUGAAGAGAGGAGAGGAAGGGAUGACGGAACCGGAGAUCGAGGCCGCGCUCGACGAAGCCACGGCCCUGUUCCGGCUCCUGCCGGAGAAGGAAGCGUUCCAGCGGUGCUACGAGCGGCACCUCGCCAAGCGGCUGCUCCUCGAGUCGGUCUCGGAGGAAAUCGAGGGGAGCAUGAUCUCGAGGCUCAAGGCCGAAUGCGGGAGUCAGUACACCGCGAAGCUGGAGGGGAUGCUGAAGGACAUCGCGGUCUCGAACGCGAUCGCGACUGAGCUGAAGCACCGCAUCGCCUCGACCGGGGAGAAUCAGCCGGGAUUGGACCUGACCGUGCGGGUGCUGACGGCGGGGAUCUGGCCCGCGAGGCCCGUCGCCCCCGAGUGCGCCGUCCCCGUCGAGGCCCUCGCCGCCUUCGAGGCCUUCCGCAGAUUCUACCUGUCACUGCAUUCUGGACGAAAGCUCACGCUGCAGCCCCAGCUAGGAUCGGCAAACCUCAAGGCCACGUUUUACGAGCCGAGACGUGAGGACGGUGAGGCCGGGGAUGGAGGGUCCAGCUUUGCCCGUCUCGACAGUCGACGCCCGUCUCCCGGUUCCGCAUUCUCGUCCGCUAGGCCCGACGGUGGAUCGGUCGGGGCGUGGGGGGGCGAGGCGGGGGGGGCGAGGCAUCACGUGAUCCAUGUGUCGACGUUCCAGAUGUGUAUCUUGAUGCUCUUCAAUGAUCGAUCUCGAAUCUCUUAUUCGGAGAUAGCAACUGAGACACACAUCCCAGAGAGAGACUUGAUCCGAGCCCUCCAAUCCCUGGCACUAGGGAAGGCGGCGCAGAGGAUACUGAUCAAGAACCCCGAGACAGGAGACAUCGAGCCAAAUGACGUUUUUGCCAUCAAUGAAUCCUUCACCUCCAAGCUCUACCGAGUGAAGAUUCAUACCACGAAGGGGAGAUCAGAGCGUAAGAUUGAGACCCAUUCCCAGGCGGACGAGGACGAGAAGCAGGAAAUAGAGGAUGCGAAUAUAUGCAUCACGAAGUCAUGCAAGAGACCGCCGCACAACCCCCUCACGACGGAGGUUCCUGAGCGACUGAAAGGCCGCCUUCUUCCGAGUCCCGUCGUGCUGGAGAAGAGGAUCAAGGGACUCAUCGAACGGGAAUAUCUGGAUCGAAGGAACGAUGACAGGGAAUUGUACACGUACGUCGCCUGAAUACGGGGAUCCCGCUGGGACAGCUCCUCCCUUUUUCUCCAAAUCUGGUGCUUCAGCUGUGAUUCGUUCCUCUCUCGGCAAUCUCUUGGAAUUAUGCUUAAAACGAACCGACACCCCUACUAAAAGUGAUAUAUCAAUGCCUCAUCUACUGGUGCGACUGUAGUGUGGGAUUGAGCUAUUGUUCUGGGCAAGUUCGAAAGCAUUUGCACUUCACUUUCGUGAGUAUAGUUGACUUUCGUGAACAGAACUACCAGUUCUCCAUUUCGAUGUAUUUUCUGGCAUG
This is a messenger RNA of Darwinula stevensoni, 2833 nucleotides long. The record is from the annotation of a GenBank genome assembly. Lineage: Eukaryota; Metazoa; Arthropoda; Ostracoda; Podocopida; Darwinulidae.